Coturnix japonica (Japanese quail) is the source of this 973-nucleotide messenger RNA. RefSeq names its product mitochondrial ribosomal protein S23 (gene MRPS23). NCBI's taxonomy places the organism in Eukaryota, Metazoa, Chordata, Aves, Galliformes, Phasianidae. Gene Ontology annotation, cellular component: ribosome; mitochondrion. Gene Ontology annotation, molecular function: structural constituent of ribosome. Gene Ontology annotation, biological process: translation. The record is from RefSeq and is a predicted model, not a curated record.
UCCGCCCGACGGCAGAGCGUUUCCGCUUCCGAGUGGCGGGUCGGCUCGUUGCUAAGGAGCCGCUGUCGCUAGGGGAGGCCUGGUCCGGCGCCAUGGCGGGGAGCCGCAUGCACAAGAGCGGGAGCGUGUUCAGCCGGACCCGCGAUCUGCUGCGCAUCGGCGUCAUCCAGAAGCCGCUGUGGUUCGACGUGUACGCCGCCUUCCCCCCGCUCCGCGAGCCGCUCUACCGCGAGCCACGGCCGCGCCACGGCAAAGCGACGGGCGGCGUGUCGGCCAUCUUGUACCGCGAGGACCAAGUGCGAGCGAAGUUUUAUAAAAUUUAUGGCAGUGGUCCCAAACCUUUUGAUCUGUCACAACCCAACUACAAAUCUACUUGUCAAAGGUUUGUUGAGAAAUACAAUGAAUUGAAAGAAGAAGGAAAAAUUGAAGAGGAAAAUCUGUUUGAAGAAACGGGAAAAGCCCUUUUAGCCAGUGGGAUAACUCUGCAGAGAAGAGGAACAGAUAAAGUAGCACAACAGGAUCAUCAGGAUGCAGAAGCCAGGGGUUCUGCUAUACGUCUGCAACUUCAGACCGUGUUGGAAGAGUUGCAGGAGAAGAAGGAAAGUCAGGAGGAGCAGACGCCAGAAGUGAGAGAAACACAGAAUGAAAAUCCUUCAUCCUAACAGCUGUGCUCUUGUCUUGGCACAUUCUGCAGCCUGGCAUUGUGUGCCCGUGAUACUCGCCUGCUCAGGAGCCAGCAUUUCCAUCUGCACAGCAUGGCGGUUCUAAGGCAUAUUCUGAAGAAGGGUAUGGCUCACUCUGGCUGUGGUGCCUCCCUGCCAUCAUGAACGUGACACACAUUCUUUCCAUCUCCCCACUUAGGAAGUAGGAGAUGAUCCUCUUCCUUUGAGGAACGUUUUCUUGACAUUUUCAAUUAUGUUGCUUUUGAGAUGGAAAAUAGAAUGGAAAAUUAAACAUUUCCUUUAAAAUGGUA